AUGGCCUCACGCAGUCUCGGACCCGGUGCUGCUCUCCUUCGCGCCUCGAGGGUGUUCUCUGUCCCGCCGCCUUUGGCACCACCUGCAGAUCAAAUUAACACUGCGGGAAACUUUAGCUCUGAUUCAGCGACUCUACCAUAUCCGACUCAUAUGUCAAUCACUACACCGGCUUCGUCACUGCAGAAAGGAGAUUGGGGCCUUAAACGUUCAUUGCCUCUUCGUUCAACUACGAAGUCUUCGACUCCGGUAAUAAAGGUCAAGGCAAUGGAUACUUGGGAACAUAUAACAGAGUUCGCAUCCGCUGGGGACCACACAUUGACUUUGCAGAAAUGGCAGGAAAUGGGGGUUCCGAUUACAGCGCCUGUUACAAAGGCCAGAGGUUCUAAUUUUAGUACACAAGCAUCAGCAGGAAGAAGUGUUUUUGAGGAUGACCUCGAUACAAUUCACAAUGAAAAGAAUCUGGGCUUGCAGAUAAACGCAAAGAGAUGGAAAUUCAAAGGGCCAUGGCUGGCAGGUCAAACAGAUGGCGAGUUCAAUCAAUAUGUCUCUAAAGAAGUGAGAAGCAGAAAAGGAGAGUUCCGAGAGUUUCUACGAACAAGUCUCGCGCAGGAUAUGAGGAGGCAACAAGCCCUUCAGGAAGGAGUCGAUGCUAAAGAAACCCCACUUCCACCCGUCACCGAGGCAGAAUUGGACAAAUAUAUCAAAGAACUGCGUCGGGACGUUGCCGGGCUCAACAGCCAGAUCCGUCGAUUCUUCGACAUCGCUCCUGUAUCAUCUGCAUCUUUCGCGGGAAAAAACUUGGAUUGGUUAGAUGCAACAAAGAACAAGCAAACCGAGAUAGCCGACACCUAUUCCUCAGACUCACCAUAUGCCAUUAUCGGCCCACCAAAAACGCAUCCAUCUGCAGGAUUGUCAUACACGCGCACAGCUUCCAAACUGCAUAAUCACCCUCUCUUUGGUCCUCAACGAGCACCUACAAUCGUGGACGCGAGAAUUAUCCAACCUCAAAAGUCGUCAGUCAUGGGAAACACCACCCCAUUACUGGGUGUUGGUGGUUUCGUAACCAAUGUGCCACUCCAAGAUAAUUCCUUCGAUGUCAACGCCAGCAGCCGUAGAACAAACACUAUAGGCUCCACAACUGCACAACUUGUUCCCGGAGUUCUCAAGAUCGAGCCUGGGAGACCUGGCGGUAGUAAGGUCUGGGUGGAACCACUACAUGCACAUGUUGAUACAAAUGGUAAAGUGCAGUUGACGGUCCAAAAAGCAGAUGUGGAAGCUGUGGCGGUGAAGGAGGGGAAGACGGAUAAGUUGGAAGAGAUGAAGCCGAAAACGCGGGCCUUUAGCGGGUCGAGAGCGAUUGGAUUUUACGCGGGCGCGAAAGAGACUGUUAGUAGUAGAAUUAUCGAUUCGAAGGAUAAGCCGAUCAGGGGAGCUGAUGCUUAUGGAUUGUUGUAG
Glarea lozoyensis ATCC 20868 is the source of this 1455-nucleotide messenger RNA. RefSeq lists its product as uncharacterized. Bases 1 to 1455 code for a protein of 484 amino acids. NCBI's taxonomy places the organism in Eukaryota, Fungi, Ascomycota, Leotiomycetes, Helotiales, Helotiaceae. Gene Ontology annotation, molecular function: structural constituent of ribosome. The transcript has a single exon. The record is from RefSeq and is a predicted model, not a curated record. Gene Ontology annotation, cellular component: mitochondrial small ribosomal subunit. Gene Ontology annotation, biological process: mitochondrial translational initiation.